UCCAGAACAGCCAGGGCAACCUAGAGAAACCCUGUCCCAAAAUCAUUUAAAAAUAGCACAACCUUGAAUCUCAGUACCUGUGAGAAGAGACAGGUUGAUCUCUGCGAGUUCCAGGCCACACUUGUUUUCAUAUCAAGUUCUAGCCUACUCAGAGAGAUAUAGUAAGACCCUGUCUUUAAAAACAACAACAAAACCAAAACAAUCUGGGCCUCUCCUUCCCAGUGAGCAGCCAACCAAUGUGGAAAAAUGGCACUGAGCCACUCUGUGAAGGAGCGAACCAUCUCUGAGAACAGCCUGAUCAUCCUGUUGCAAGGCCUCCAGGGACAAAUAACCACUGUGGACCUUCGAGAUGAGAGUGUGGCCCGAGGACGCAUCGACAACGUUGAUGCUUUCAUGAACAUCCGCCUGGCCAACGUCACCUACACCGACCGCUGGGGGCAUCGGGUUGAGUUGGAUGACCUUUUCGUGACAGGUCGUAAUGUCCGAUAUGUCCAUAUCCCAGACGGUGUGAACAUCACUGCCACAAUCGAGCAGCAGCUACAGAUCAUCCACCGUGUGCGCAACUUUGGUGGCAAGGGUCAAGGUCGUCGAGAGUUCCCCUCCAAAAGGCCAUGAGACUGUGUCCUCAUUCAAAUUCCAGCACCACCUCAGGGACCUCCAGUGUUCUGAGCCAACUCCCGUCCAUCCUUCCCCACCAAUGACCUGGUGUCUUAUAGACACGUCACAGCUGCCUUUCAUAGGGUUCCACUUUUCAGACACACCUUGGGACCCAGAAUUCCUUCUGCUGGUGGCCUUGGGGUAGGUGACAAUCCCUCUUUUUGAUCAUUUGUAUCUGGAAUCUCCAUUCACUGAUUGACCCCAUCCAUCAAGGAGUUGUUAACUCUGCCGGUGAGGAUUACUUGAGAGUGUUUGGAGUGAAUCACCUCUAACAUCCCAUUUCUCUUGGCAUUUGUUUCUUUUCUCAUAAAACCAAACUCCUGGGA
This is a messenger RNA of Rattus rattus (black rat), 983 nucleotides long. RefSeq names its product LSM10, U7 small nuclear RNA associated (gene Lsm10). The record is from RefSeq and is a predicted model, not a curated record. Gene Ontology annotation, biological process: mRNA 3'-end processing by stem-loop binding and cleavage. The transcript has 2 exons. Gene Ontology annotation, molecular function: U7 snRNA binding; histone pre-mRNA DCP binding. Bases 247 to 615 code for a protein of 122 amino acids. NCBI's taxonomy places the organism in Eukaryota, Metazoa, Chordata, Mammalia, Rodentia, Muridae. Gene Ontology annotation, cellular component: nuclear body; cytoplasmic U snRNP body.